UCUUCUCUGUGUUUCCCACAGUUGGUGACAAAGUUCCCGCUGACAUCAGGAUUGUUUCCAUCAAAUCCACCACCCUGCGUGUUGACCAGUCCAUCCUUACUGGUGAGUCCGUCAGUGUGAUCAAGCACACUGAUGCCGUCCCAGACCCCAGAGCUGUCAACCAGGACAAGAAGAACAUGCUUUUCUCUGGCACCAACAUCGCCGCUGGUAAGGCCAUCGGUGUGGCUGUUUCCACCGGAGUCUCCACUGAGAUUGGCAAGAUCCGUGACCAGAUGGCCGCCACAGAGCAGGAGAAGACUCCUCUGCAGGCCAAGCUGGACGAGUUCGGCGAGCAGCUGUCCAAGGUUAUCUCCCUGAUCUGCGUUGCUGUCUGGGCCAUCAACAUUGGCCACUUCAACGACCCCGUCCACGGAGGCUCAUGGAUCCGUGGCGCCGUCUACUACUUCAAGAUCGCUGUCGCUCUGGCCGUGGCUGCCAUCCCUGAGGGUCUGCCCGCUGUCAUCACCACCUGCCUGGCCCUCGGUACCCGCCGUAUGGCUAAGAAGAACGCCAUUGUCAGAAGCCUGCCCUCUGUGGAGACCCUGGGCUGCACCUCCGUCAUCUGCUCCGACAAAACCGGCACACUCACCACCAACCAGAUGUGUGUGACCAAGAUGUUCAUUGUCAAGACUGUUGAUGGCGAACAUGUUGACCUUGAUGCCUUCGAUAUCUCUGGCUCUAAGUACACCCCCGAGGGCGAGGUUUCCCAGGGAGGUGCCAAGACCAACUGCAGCUCUUACGAUGGUCUUGUUGAGCUGUCUACCAUCUGUGCCCUGUGCAACGACUCCUCUCUGGACUACAACGAGUCCAAGAAAAUCUUUGAGAAGGUUGGUGAGGCUACUGAGACCGCCCUGUGCUGCCUGGUAGAGAAGAUGAACGUGUUCAACAGCAACGUGAAGAACCUGUCCAAGAUUGAGAGAGCCAACGCCUGCUGCUCCGUGAUCAAGCAGCUCAUGAAGAAGAAGUUCACCCUGGAGUUCUCCCGUGACAGGAAGUCCAUGUCCGUGUACUGCACCCCCAGUAAGGGUGAUGGUGGCGCCAAGAUGUUCGUGAAGGGUGCCCCCGAGGGUGUGAUUGAGAGGUGCUCAUAUGUGCGUGUUGGCACCACCCGCGUGCCCCUGACCAACGCCAUCAAGGAGAAGAUCAUGGCUGUCAUCAGGGACUGGGGUACCGGCCGUGACACCCUGCGUUGCCUGGCCCUGGCCACACGUGACUCCCCACUGAAGCCAGAGGAGAUGGUCCUUGAGGACUCUACCAAGUUUGCCGACUAUGAGACUGAUCUGACCUUUGUUGGCUGCGUGGGUAUGCUGGAUCCCCCUCGUAAGGAGGUCAUGGGCUCCAUUGUGCUGUGCAGAGAGGCUGGAAUCCGUGUCAUUAUGAUCACUGGUGAUAACAAGGGAACCGCCAUCGCUAUCUGCCGCCGUAUUGGCAUCUUCACCGAGGAUGAGGAUGUUUCCAACAAGGCCUACACCGGACGUGAGUUUGACGAUCUGCCCAGCCAUGAACAGGGAGAGGCCGUGCGCAGGGCUUGCUGCUUUGCCCGUGUGGAGCCAGCCCACAAGUCCAAGAUCGUGGAGUUCCUGCAGGGUUAUGAUGACAUCACAGCUAUGACUGGUGAUGGUGUGAACGAUGCCCCUGCCCUGAAGAAGGCCGAGAUCGGCAUCGCCAUGGGCUCUGGCACUGCUGUUGCCAAGUCUGCCUCUGAGAUGGUCCUGGCUGACGACAACUUCUCUUCCAUUGUGUCUGCUGUUGAGGAGGGCAGAGCCAUCUACAACAACAUGAAGCAGUUCAUCCGCUACCUUAUCUCCUCCAACGUUGGUGAGGUCGUCUGUAUCUUCCUGACUGCCGCCCUGGGUCUUCCCGAGGCUCUGAUCCCCGUCCAGCUGCUGUGGGUCAACCUGGUGACUGACGGUCUGCCCGCCACCGCUCUGGGCUUCAACCCCCCUGAUCUGGACAUCAUGGGCAAGCCCCCACGUUCCCCCAAGGAGCCCCUGAUCUCUGGCUGGCUGUUCUUCAGAUACAUGGCUAUCGGUGGAUACGUCGGUGCCGCCACCGUUGGUGGUGCUGCCUGGUGGUUCAUCUAUGAUGUCACUGGUCCCCAGGUCUCCUACUACCAGCUGUCCCACUUCAUGCAGUGCCACGAUGAGAACGAGGACUUCGCUGGCCUUGAGUGCGAGAUCUUUGAGGCCGCUCCUCCCAUGACCAUGGCCCUGUCCGUGCUGGUCACCAUUGAGAUGUGCAACGCCCUCAACAGGUGA
Molecule: messenger RNA, 2297 nt
Organism: Paralichthys olivaceus (Japanese flounder)
Lineage: Eukaryota; Metazoa; Chordata; Actinopteri; Pleuronectiformes; Paralichthyidae
Source: RefSeq, a predicted model, not a curated record